AUGACAUACCGAGGAAGCAGUGGCAAUGGUCUAAAUUUGGGGUAUGAAAACAAUGGUGGAAUAUUUAUGGAGCGUGAGAAUGAUGAGUUAGUUGAGCAUUUGUCCGGAAAAGUUGCAACUUUAAAGAAAAUUACUAUUGCUAUUGGAGAUGAUGUACGAGAGCAAAAUCGUUUGUUAGGUGAAAUGGAAAGUGAUUUCGAUGCGUCGAAAGGUUUCCUUGGAUCGACGAUGCAUAAAUUGAGGCAAGUAUCAAAAGCUGGUGGGAAAAAUUUGACGUGUCAUCUAAUUCUGUUUGCGCUUUUUGUGUUCUUGAUCAUAUACUAUUUGAUUCGUUAG
Thelazia callipaeda (thelaziosis nematode) is the source of this 336-nucleotide messenger RNA. NCBI's taxonomy places the organism in Eukaryota, Metazoa, Nematoda, Chromadorea, Rhabditida, Thelaziidae. The record is from the annotation of a GenBank genome assembly.